This is a messenger RNA of Telopea speciosissima, 4248 nucleotides long. Its product is annotated as protein FORGETTER 1. The transcript is spliced from 32 exons. The record is from RefSeq and is a predicted model, not a curated record. Gene Ontology annotation, biological process: regulation of DNA-templated transcription. Gene Ontology annotation, molecular function: chromatin DNA binding; histone binding. Lineage: Eukaryota; Viridiplantae; Streptophyta; Magnoliopsida; Proteales; Proteaceae. The coding region runs from base 151 to 3870 and encodes 1239 amino acids. Gene Ontology annotation, cellular component: nucleus.
UCAUCGGUUCUCUUUUCUUCAACUUUUUCCUCUUCAAAGUUCAAACCCUCGUUUUAGUAUUUUGCUGUGAUUCUCUCCUCUGUUCUGGUUUCACUCAGAGAGAGAGACAGAGAGAACGAGCGAACCAAGGGUGAUCGGAAGCCAAAUAAAAUGGGGCAACCCUCGGUGCCCCUAUCACCUGCGCCGCCACCACUGUCGUUGCACCCGAGCAGCAACCAAGUACGAUGCGCAGGAUGCCGUUUGAUCUUAGCAGUGGCACCAGGAUUGACUGAGUUCAUCUGCCCGAGUUGCCACAUGGCUCAGAUGCUUCCACCCGAGUUGAUGAGACGCACCCCUCCUCCUCCUCCUCCUCCUCCUCAUUACCAACCUGCGCAGGCUCACGGCAUUGAUCCCACCAAGAUUCAGCUUCCCUGUGCCCACUGCAAAGCCAUCCUUAAUGUCCCUCACGGCCUCACCAGGUUCGCUUGCCCUCAGUGUGGAAUCGAACUCGCUGUUGACGUCUCCAAGCUUAAUCAGUACCUCCCUCCUGAAGAACUCAAUGAGGUAGCUAUAGAUGUGGAGCGAGAAGAAGAUGAAGGUGGAAUGGUUGGAGAGACAUUUACUGACUAUCACCCUCCCAAACUAUCCAUUGGUCCUUCCCACCCAGAUCCUAUCGUGGAGACGUCUUCCUUGUCAGCGGUGCAGCCACCCGAGCCUACAUACAAUUUGAUGAUCAAGGAUGAUCUGUUGAGAUCAAAGGCCUUAUCUUGCUUGCAGAUUGAGACAAUAGUCUACGCUUGCCAGAGGCACCUCCAACACCUUGAGAAUGGUGCUAGGGCUGGGUUCUUUAUAGGCGAUGGAGCUGGUGUAGGUAAAGGUCGAACAAUUGCAGGAUUGAUAUGGGAGAACUGGCACCAUGGGAGGAGAAAGGCGUUGUGGAUUUCUGUUGGUUCGGAUCUGAAGUUUGAUGCGCGUAGAGACUUGGAUGAUGUUGGUGCCAAUUGCGUUGAAGUGCAUGCUUUGAAUAAGCUCCCUUACUCUAAGCUUGAUUCAAAGUCUGUUGGUGUGAGGGAAGGGGUCAUUUUCUCGACGUAUAGCAGCCUUAUAGCAUCAUCUGAGAAAGGUCGUUCCCGUUUACAGCAGCUUGUGCAGUGGUGUGGGUCUGAAUAUGAUGGUCUUCUGGUGUUUGAUGAGUGCCAUAAAGCCAAAAAUCUAAUACCUGAAGCUGGUGGGCAAGCAACUCGAACAGGUGAAGCAGUUCUUGAAAUCCAGGCCCGACUUCCUGAAUCUCGAGUUGUUUAUUGCUCAGCUACUGGUGCAUCAGAACCACGCAAUAUGGGUUAUAUGGCCCGACUUGGACUUUGGGGUUCUGGAACUUCUUUCGUUGCUUUCCGUGAUUUUCUAGGUGCUCUUGAUAAAGGAGGUGUAGGAGCACUAGAACUUGUGGCUAUGGACAUGAAGGCGAGGGGUAUGUAUGUUUGUCGUACACUUAGCUACAAAGGGGCUGAGUUUGAAGUUGUUGAAGCCCCAUUAGAAGCAGAAAUGAUGGACAUGUACAGAAAGGCAGCAGAAUUUUGGGCAGAACUGCGGGUAGAAUUAUUGUCAGCUAGUGCAGUUCUCUCUGAUGACAAGCCUAACAGUAGUCAAUUGUGGCGAUUAUACUGGGCCAGUCAUCAGCGUUUCUUUAGGCACAUGUGCAUGUCAGCCAAGGUGCCUGCUGCUGUAAAGCUGGCUACGCAAGCAUUGGUGGAAAAUAAAUGUGUGGUAAUUGGACUUCAAAGUACUGGAGAAGCACGGACUGAAGAAGCUGUGACAAAAUAUGGUCUUGAACUUGAUGAUUUUGUCUCUGGUCCUCGGGAAUUGUUGCUAAAAUUUGUUGAAGAAAACUACCCCUUGCCUCCAAAACCUGAGUCACCUGGAGAGGAAAGUGUUAAGGAGCUUCAACGAAAAAGGCAUUCAGCAACUCCGGGUGUUUCAUUUAAGGGAAGAGUAAGAAAAGUUGCAAAAAUGAAAGCUCCAAGUGAUGUUGAAAGUGACGAAGAAUCUGAAACCGAGUCUGACCAUGAAUCUACAGAGUCUGAUGAUGAGUUUCAGAUUUGUGAAAUCUGCAAUACUGAAGAGGAAAGGAAGAAAUUGCUCCGGUGUUCCUGUUGUGGCCAGCUAGUCCAUCCAGAAUGUUUAGUGCCACCUCUGCUUGAUUUAGUUCCUGAUGAUUGGUCAUGCCAUUCAUGCAAGGAAAAGACAGAUGAGUAUCUCCAAGCAAGGCAUGCCUACAUGGCUGAAGUUCUGAAGAGGUAUGAAGCAGCUGUAGAGCGCAAAUCUAGAAUUUUGGAGAUAAUUCGUUCGUUGGGUCUUCCAAACAACCCUUUGGAUGAUAUUAUUGAUCAGCUUGGGGGCCCUGACAAUGUUGCAGAAAUGACAGGGAGGCGGGGCAUGCUUGUCAGGGCAUCUGGUGGUAAAGGUGUUAUUUAUCAGGCACGGAACACAAAGGAUGUCACCAUGGAAAUGGUCAAUAUGCAUGAGAAGCAACUCUUCAUGGAUGGUAAAAAGUUUGUUGCAAUAAUUUCUGAAGCUGGUUCAGCUGGUGUUUCUUUACAAGCAGAUAGAAGGGCUAUGAAUCAGAGGAGGAGAGUCCAUCUUACUUUGGAACUUCCUUGGAGUGCCGAUCGAGCUAUUCAGCAGUUUGGAAGAACCCAUCGGUCAAAUCAAGCUUCUGCACCUGAGUAUAGACUUCUCUUCACCAACCUCGGAGGUGAACGUCGAUUUGCAUCAAUUGUUGCAAAGAGAUUAGAAUCUCUUGGAGCCUUAACGCAGGGGGAUCGUAGGGCUGGACUAUCAUUGAGUGCUUAUAAUUAUGAUAGUACUUAUGGAAAGAGGGCCCUGAUGAUGAUGUAUAGAGGAAUCAUGGAGCAGGAUUCACUACCAGUUGUGCCGCCUGGGUGCUCAUCUGAAAGACCAGAAAGUAUUCAGGAAUUCAUCAUCAAAGCAAAAGCUGCUUUAGUCUCUGUGGGAAUAGUCAGGGACACUCUCCUUGGUAAUGGAAAUGGAAAGGUCAUUGGCCGUAUAGUUGAUUCAGACAUGAGCGAUGUUGGACGCUUUCUUAAUCGCUUAUUGGGAUUGCCUCCUGAGAUCCAAAAUAGGCUUUUUGAGUUGUUUGUCAGCAUUUUUGAUCUUCUGAUUCAAAAUGCACGUAUAGAAGGACAUUUUGACUCCGGAAUUGUUGAUAUGAGAGCUAAUGUCAUUGAACUGCAAGGAACACCAAAGACGGUUCAUGUGGAUCAUAUGUCCAGGGCAUCUACUGUACUAUUUACCUUUACUAUGGACCGGGGAAUAACAUGGGAGUCAGCGAGAACAUUGCUCACUGAAAAGGAAAAAGAUGGGCUUGGUUCAACCUAUGAUGGAUUCUAUGAAUCUAUGAGGGAAUGGAUGGGAAGAAGACACUUCCUAUUAGCAUUUGAAGGCUCUGCUUCAGGAAUGUUCAAAAUAUUCCGUCCAGCCGUUGGGGAGGCAUUGAGAGAGAUGCCAAUGGCUGAGCUAAAAAAUAAGUACAGAAAGGUUUCUGGUCUAGAGAAGGCUUGCAAAGGUUGGCAAGACGAAUAUGAAGUUUCAUCCAAACAGUGCAUGCAUGGUCCAAAAUGUAAGCUUGGCAACUUCUGUACAGUGGGUAGAAGAUUGCAAGAAGUAAAUGUUUUAGGUGGUCUGAUCCUUCCUGUUUGGGGAACUAUUGAAAAGGCCCUUUCUAAACAGGUCCGCCAAAGCCAUAAGCAGCUCCGAGUUGUGCGCAUAGAGACUACUACAGAUAACCAGAGAAUUGUUGGGCUUCUAGUCCCUAAUGCGGCUGUUGAAACAGUGCUUCGAAAUUUAUCAUGGGUUCAAGAUAUUGAUGAUUGAUCAGGCAGAAGAAAGGAUUGGUUUUGCUUUUUAGGAGAUAAAUUGUUGAUUUUUUUGGUGGAGGGAAACUACCCACCUGUCUAAAUGAUUCAGCUGUUUGCAUUAGUGAUUGGUUGCAGUUGAAGAAAGCUACAUGAAAUAUCCAUGUAAAAACAGGAGAGGAAAAAAGAAAUGUGUUUUCUACUUUCUGUAAUACUGAACAUCCAGUCACCAUUGUUAAUUGGCUUUUGUCAAUUUUUGUUUUAGCAUGUGUCUUGUAAAUUAUGUAAGAUUGAAAAGAAAAACAGCGGUACUGGUUUCGGUCCUGCCCUAACCGACUUGUAAUACUGUAACCAGGCAUCCGAAUUCAAGAUUUAAUGAAAGUUACUGUCCAUCCAA